Messenger RNA from Striga asiatica, 3156 nucleotides. The record is from the annotation of a GenBank genome assembly. NCBI's taxonomy places the organism in Eukaryota, Viridiplantae, Streptophyta, Magnoliopsida, Lamiales, Orobanchaceae.
AAAAAAAGAGAGAGAGAGAGAGAAUUUUUACUUUAUUUAUAGUAAAGAAUUUAACUUUGUUGAUAAGCACCGCUCAAUAUAUAUUGACUUGCAAGAGUAACUAUUCUUUCUUGUUUUUUCGUUUUCGAUUUUCCUCCCAUUUCUCUCUCUAGAGGUUCCAUGGUUUCUUUUCCUUGGCGUGGAGAGAGGGAGAGACUGGCCCAUCAGAUCGAAGUCUCCAAUCUUUAGUUGGUUUUCAUGGGAUCUGAGCUGAUUCUAUGGAGUUUAACAGACCACUCCUUUAAUUUUUCCUUUGUUUCAUUUUGCAAUUAUUAGUGUUACUUUAUCUUGUCUGCUCCUAUUAUUAUUUGUUUUUCCCUUUGUUGUUGGCUUUGAAUUGGCAAAAUUCCAACUUCAUAUUCAACUGAACUGGGGAUACUGUUAUUCGAUUCAAUUCAUGAGGGGUUCAUGAGAAGAAGCAGUUUCAGGAUGUGGGUCUGAGGAAUGGGAACAAAGAUACAGUGCUACAUGCCAGGAUAUUAUUACUCAAUGAGGGAUCUUAACGAGGACUCUAGCAGUAAUAGCUGGCCCGCAAGUUAUGGGGAUAAUAAGGCCAUGGCAAACGGGCAAUAUCAUAACGGGUUUGUGCAGAAUAUCACAACAGAUGGUUAUCUAGGGUAUGGCAAGGAUGCUUUGAAGCAGAAAAUGCUUGAACAUGAGGCAGUUUUUAGAAGUCAGGUUUACGAACUCCACCGUCUUUACCAAAUUCAAAGGGACAUGAUGGAAGAAUUGAAAAGGAAAGAAGAGCAAAAACUCCGAGUAUCAACUGAGCAAUCAUCGUCUCAAGAUCCUCGUAAAUGGCACAUGUCAGGCUUCCUUCAAGAAAAGAUGUCUCAUUCCAGACUGGAAAUCGAGAAUUCACCCAUGAGUUGUACCAAAGGGUACAACAUCACGCAGCCCAGCAGUCACUCUCCUUUCCACAACAUUCCUUCUCUUAAGGAAAGGAAAAAGUUGUUCGAUCUUCAACUCCCGGCAGAUGAAUAUAUUGACACAGAGGAGGAAGAGGGCAAAGUAUCUGACAUGUCGAGUCAUUCUCCUUGCACGAAACGUGGACGUGAAAUUACGAAUUUGUCCCUCGGCAAUCGUGGGAUUAAGUUGGCCGAUUUAAAUGAGCCCUUUGAAGUUGAAGAGUCUGUGGGUCCAUCUACUGUUGAUUUCCUCGAUUUUGGUGGGAUGAAAAAAGGCGGGAGUCGGGUUGAUAAGUCGGAUGCGGGUUGUUAUUUUGGUGAAAAUGAAGACAAAAAGCGAGGAAUUUGUGACGGGUUUUCUUUUAAGUCUUGUGUUGCAAGUAAGGUUAAUGAGAGUGCAUGGUUCUCGCAUCCAUACGAAGCAGGUUCAAGUAAAAGCAACCUCAGUUAUGCAACUCAAAAAGAAAAGAUGCCAAUACUCUCUCAUCCAGCUACAGGCAUGCCUAAUCGGGCUUCGGGUUCGGGCCCAUUCUUUAGUUCUUGCUUUUCCAGUUCACAGCCAAACUCAAAUCUCAUUUCUGGACAUAAAAUAACUGCAAAGAACAGAUUUUAUCACGGAUCGUCCUCAAAAGCAAAUAACUUUCCGGGCUUUGAUAACCUGAACUGCAGUAGUAGGGCCGCUAGUAAUCAGUCGACCAAUCGAAUAUUCGGACAGAUUCUUCAAAACUCAAAACCCGUAAUAAUUAUCGACUUGAAUGAGGACGAAGAUGGUAGUAAUAAUAAAAGUAAUAAGCAAACUUUGCCUUGGCUUACGACGGAUCUCAAUCAACCUUCGAACGACAUUGAAGUUUCGAAUACGGAAAAGACAGAAAGUUCCAAGAAACUCAUGGGAUUCCCCAUUUUCGAAACGGGCGCGCCACCUGUCAUUGACUGCCCGAAAAAUAAAAACCGGACAAUCGACCUAAAUUUGGAGUGUGAGCUCGACGAAGAUCCACGAGUCGAUACACAAACUGCUGAGAAGGGCAAAAUGGGAAGAAUUGGGCCGCUUAUCGAUCUGAAUUCGUGCGAUAGCAAUUUUAUCGAAGAAGACGACGUUGAGAUAAAUGCGGCUGAUAUAAUGGUCUCCAUCUCAUCCUACAAUCCUCUAGCUGAGUCUCUAAUGUGGCUCGCGGGCCUGUUUGAGGCCCACGGGCCCGAAGUGCCAUGGCCUGGCCCACCACCGCAUGGAGAGAUUGACGAUUUUGAGGCCAUGACAUUACAAAUACAGGAGACCAAAGAGGAGGACUACAUGCCAGCUCCAUCUGGCCCAGUUCAAGUGGGGCCCGCAAUUUACGUGGGCCGGGCCAGGAGAGGCCAGCAGAGGAGAGGGAGGCAGCAAAGGAGGGAUUUCCAGCGAGACAUUCUCCCGGGCCUUGCCUCUUUAACAAGGCAAGAAGUGACUGAGGAUAUACAGGUGUUGGGUGGGCUCAUGCGGGCCAUGGGCCAGGACUGGUCACCGGGCCAGCCCAAGAGGAAUAUGGGCCCAAGGGGCAGACGGCGGGCCCAUGCAGCAGCUGAGGAGCAGAUGUUGGGAUGGGGGAAGAAAACGAGGCGGCCCAGAAGGCAGAGGUGCCAGGUGGCGGGUAAUAGUAGCAAUAGCAACGGUAGUAAUAAUAAUAAUCCUCCUCCGCCUGCUGUUGCAUUAACAUAAUUUAAAAAUAAUGAGAAGAAUAUAAAGAAAAGAAAAGGAAAAGAGUUUACUUUUAUAUAAUUUGAUUGUGUUGACCUCAUGAAAGGGGAUGAGACUCGAGGAGGAGGCUCGGUAUACGAGUUUUUUCGUGAGACUGGAGAUCGUUGUCUUUGUAAAUUUCGUCGUAGGCUGGUUAUAAUUUGGGUUGUGGUUGUAGUUUUUUCCCUUUGAUGUGUUGUUGAGGAAAUAAUGUUAGCUUUGAUUUGAUAUAUACACACAACUUUGUUUCUGUUUUGAGUGAGUUUUGUUCUUUGUUUCUCACUAAGAGCCACCAGCAGACUGAAAUCUGAAGAUCCAUUGGAUCAAUGUAUAGAGCCUGAGUAUUUUCCAAAUUUAUGGUAACAAAAUGGUAGGGAUUUUAUUUAUUUGGUGAAUUACAUUAUGCAGUUUGGUUAGACAUGACCACAGCUCGUGGUCAACGGGCCUUGAACCGAGCCUUGGUUUAAUCAGGCCAGUUUCGGGCCACAUAUAUUAUAUAUG